GGGGAAAAAGGUUAUAAAAUACCCUGCUCACCAGGUCACCGAAGACAUUUUGCCGUAGAACGUUCCCCUGUACACAACUUGGUUUGUGUCUGUCUGUACGAGGACAACGACUUUGUGGAGUCCCCCAGGUGACCUCUCCCAAAUUUUCCGAAGUGCGGUUUCAAAACUUGUUUAGUGCUCGAAUCGAAGUUUCGGCUCCAGCUGGUGGGUUUGUAGGUGAUUAGUUUAGCUUUGGGUAUUCAGGUGAAUCGAGUUUUCUAAGGAGAAGCAGAAGGAUUAUCACAAAGGCGAAAAUGCGUCUUCAGAAAACGUGGUUGCUGACGGCCGGCUUGGCAGUGUUGCUAGCAGUUUCGGUGGAAGCUCAACAACAGAGACGACUGAGGGUGAGGCCGCGAGUUCUGCAGCAGCAACAGCAGCUGCAGCAGGACAGUUUGGAGAUCAACAGCGCUGAGGAGGAAGAUAGCCGGGCACAGCAAGCCGUCCAGUACUACAGAGCUCAAGCUCGGCAGGAUGUGGAGGAUCCUCGGCAGCUGGUCUUGGUGGCGGCCAGUGAGGAAGAUUACAACGGCCAGUACGGAGCUCCGGCAGCUCGAGCUCGGGCCGAUAAUGCCCGACAGGUUGUGCGAGUAACGACAGCCGCUCCUCUGGCAGCUCGUCAGAAGGUUCAGGAAGCUAGACCACCUCCAGUUCAGACCAUCCGCAACUACAACAAGGUCAACGACGACGGAUCGUUCACUUUCGGUUAUGAGGCCGCUGAUGGUUCGUUCAAGGAGGAAACUCGUGGAACCGAUUGCGUUGUACGAGGCAAGUACGGAUACAUCGACCCCGAUGGCAACAAACGUGAGUUCACCUAUGUGUCCGGAAACCCAUGUGACCCCAACAACCCUGAAGGAAGCGAGGAAGACGAAGAGAAGUCUGUUGAAGAGUCGGAUGAGAAUGUGCCACAGAACUACCCACGACGACCGGUAGCUCCACGACCAACUCCUCGUCCCAACCCUACGACUCCACGACCAACGACCACCGUAUUCCAGAACACCUUCUCCACCGGCUACAACCAGCAGGAAGAAUCCGACGAGGAGGUCCAGAUCGGUCAACGUGCUCGUCCAGCUGCUCGUCCAUUCACUAAUCAGCAACCUCAGACCGUAACCCAGCGACCACGAGUUCAGGUAGUCUCGACAACUCCCAAUACCGGUUUCCACACCCCUACUCAGACCAUCCCGGUGAACAUCACUCCCAAACCGAUCUACCGAGUGCCAGCCCAGAACACCCUGCAGGCUCAACCCCCCGCAACGACCUACCGACCUCAAACGGAAGUGACGACCUCAAUCGGAAGUGGCUUCAUCUCCACGACCAAGGGCAACACCAUCCUCGGAGGAAACCGAGCCCCACUAGACUUCGACGCCGAGUUCAAGAAGUUCCAACAGGAGAACAAGGUCGGCUCAACCUCGGCCAAACCUGCCCUUACCUCUAGCAAACCAUCAAGCGGCAACCCGAUCUACCAGACGCAGCUUGUCUUCAACCCACAGACCGGUGAAUACGACACAGCCCUGUACCAGCAACUCCCUCAGUCCGAAGGUGACUUCCAGCUAAACCACCGUCUACAGCCAUUCGUUCAGCACCAGCCCCUGCACCAGCAACCUCAACACCUAGUCAGCCUGGAACAGCUCCAACAGCAGAGCCCCUUGUACCGGAACUCAGCCCCAGUAGCCCCUGCUGCUCCACAGCCUGCCCCGCAAGUCCCUCAGCAGCUGUACCAACGACAGCAGAACGAACUCCAGUUCGUCAAUAGCCAACAGCUGUUCGCCCAACAGCUCGAACUUCAGCAGAGCCAACUCCGCCAGGAUCGGUUGGAGGCCGCCCGCAAAACCCAAUCCCAGCAACAGCAGCAGCAACACCGAUUCCAGGCCUCCAGCCCUCAGGUUCAUCGGGUGCCCCAACCCCAGCAGCAGUACUACUUCAUCCAGCCUCAGCAGGGUCACGCCAGCAGCGGGCAGAUCGAUGCCUUCCUGCGGGGUCACAACAUCGAGUACUAAGAGAGGUUACCGCCAAUAGUUCUUUUCCUUUCCUCGAAACUUUGACCUUCUUUCCCUUGACUUUACAAAAUUUUGAAGAUUUGGCCUUCGAUUUGCCCAUUUUUUGAGUGGAACCUUUUUUUAGUGUAACCUUAUUAAAUUUGAUCAAAAAAUCUCAUAGAGAAAAAAAUAGUAGCAUCCUUUCGGAUGAAGUUUGACACUUGGAGUGGCUUUGUUUCGAUUGUGUAUGUCGACAUGGUCGACUGUUUACAUUUUUUGCGAAGAACACUGAGAGAAAUAUUAAGUAAAUAUUAUAACUUUGAUCAUUAAAUUUUUUUUGUUAAUUUGUUCUUGGAAAAACGAAAUUUCAACAGAAAAAAUCCAUUUCGUUUCAUCCUUUUAGGAUUUCAACUGGUAAAUAAUCGAAAACGCCAUACAACUGUCGUCAAUUCUGACCUGAAUUAAAUCACUUGGAAACUCUAAAAACCCAACUGAGAGCCAUAACAACAAAUUCAAAAUUUUGCUUUUUUCUUCAAAAUAUCAUUAUUCUCCAAAAGAUAAAAUUAUUAAUUUCUUUCAAAAUUUUACAAUUUUAUACUUAAAAAAAUUAACUCAAGCAUCUAAAGGCCAAAUCAUCAGAUAUUUUCCUUAUAGUUUCCAUUAUUGUCGGUUUUUUUUCCUCAAAUCUUAUCUUUCCUCAAUUCUUUCUUUAUAAUUUUUUCCCCUAGAAUUAGUAGUUUGAAAAAAAAUGUGAAGCCAUUGUUUACUUUGUGUUUAUGUUUACAGUAUCGCGAUAAGGUUUAUUUUCUCACUUUAUUUAAACCCCGCUUAAAUUUGCUCCACCAUCCUUUCAACAGGAAUAAGACUAAGCACUUUUAUGUUUGUAAAUCAUAACUUGAACUUAUUAACCCUUAUUUAGCGUUUUUUUGUUUUUGUUUAGUUUCAAUUAACGUGAGUGAAAUUCGUCAAUAUAGUUUCGCUUUAUUUGAUUUCUUGAUUUUUUUUUAUUGAGACGAGACUUUUCUUUUUUUUUUCAACGCAACCUCUCAACCUAGUACUAAGACAAUGAGGGACACAGUCCGAAUUUGUAAAUAAGCAACUAUUUUCCUUUAUUUUUUGUCUGUUUUUAUGUUUUCUAGUUAAAUAAGACCUUAAUAUUGAGUUAAGACAAACCCAUCAACGCGUAUCGGGGAAGUUCAGUGAAGCAAAUAAUUUAAACAAAGAAUCAAUUAAGAGUAAUAAAAAAAAUCAUACUUAAGAAAAAAUGCAAACCCAUCAAUCUGUUGGAAAAAAGAGACCAAGUUGUACGACAGUUUCGGUACUGUUGGUUUGUUCAAACUUGGACUAGUUUUUUGCAACAUUUUCGAAAAGGUUAGAAGAACGACAACGCGGUCAAGUUUUUCCAAAAAAAAACCGCGGUUGAAAAAAUAAAACAUCGAAAAAUAUAAACCUUUACACCAUCACCCUCCAUUCAGUGUGUACUCUUUUCCGUUUCUGUAGCGUUAAGAUAAUUAAUUACUGCCAAUUAAAAAAAAAAAGAGCCAAUGGAGAAUUGUAUGCCAGCUAAGGUUUAAUGAAGUAAUAAAGAAAAAUCAAAAGUAA
Messenger RNA from Uranotaenia lowii, 3614 nucleotides. Its product is annotated as mediator of RNA polymerase II transcription subunit 12-like. Gene Ontology annotation, cellular component: chitin-based extracellular matrix. The coding region runs from base 294 to 2033 and encodes 579 amino acids. The transcript is spliced from 4 exons. Gene Ontology annotation, molecular function: structural constituent of chitin-based larval cuticle. The record is from RefSeq and is a predicted model, not a curated record. Lineage: Eukaryota; Metazoa; Arthropoda; Insecta; Diptera; Culicidae.